CAUUUGGGAAAACUACUUCGAUGAUACUACAGAGCUAAUAUGUGCCUUGCUAAACUCGCAGGUUACAUAUGCGAGGAAGUUGCAGACUGAGAUAGCUAAGCACUUACCCGGAAGGACUGAUAACGAGAUCAAGAAUUUCUGGAAUUCUUGCAUCAAGAAAAAGCUCCUUGCUCAGGGCUUGGAUCCGAACACUCACAACUUCCUAUCCACCAAAACAACUACUACUAAUACUUCUUCUUCUUCUUCAUAUAAAAUUUAUAUCAUUAAAAACAACAACAAUAAUGCUACUAAUAUAAACACCAUUCUCUGGGUUUUUUUUUUUGCACUAAAAUUGAGUCAACUGAAAAAACUACCCGAAAUGAAAAAUUACCUUGUGCCUUUUCUUCCACGAGUGACGACGGCCAACAUCCGGCAGAUAACCGGCGACAUCGUCGGAGAGAGGUAUGUCUUUCUAUUUUUCUUUUAUUUUUCUUUUUAUUCUUUCCCCUUCUUGCUUCAGACCUUCUCCACCUGUGACGCCGCUGGUUGUGGAAGUUGCCUGUUGCGGUUAAACUUCCGUCGCUGGCGAAUACUCUGGUGGGACCUGAGCGCGACUUUACUGCAAGUGCCGUUGGGUUGGGACUUCUCUUUUCUCUUUGAUGUUUGUACUGUGU
Messenger RNA from Striga hermonthica, 653 nucleotides. NCBI's taxonomy places the organism in Eukaryota, Viridiplantae, Streptophyta, Magnoliopsida, Lamiales, Orobanchaceae. The record is from the annotation of a GenBank genome assembly.